CAUCUAAUACGAAACCCAACAAUGAGCUGCACGUUACCUAUAAAUAAUAAUAAUAAUUAAAAAAGAAAAAGAAAAAGAGAAAGGAAGAAACCAGAACCGCACGCGGGAGUGGGGCUGCGAGGUCCGCGCUCUUAUACUAGAUGUCGCAUUGGUCUAACGUGUGCCGACAGAGCUGAUGGAGGGAGAAUGGAAGCAGAAGAGGCUGUAUCCUUUGCUCGGAACUCUCUCUAUUCUCCUUUUUCUCUACUUCAACUUCUCCGAUCACUUCAAUUUUCCUGUGCUGUGGCUCCCUGCCAUAGGCUUCGUGGGGACGAACUCCACCAAGUUCGUCAUUGUCGAACCUGAUGGCUCUCACCAGUCCACGCUCUACAUCAACGGCUGGAACUCCUACUGGUUGAUGGAGGAGAGCGUCUGGGGCCCUUCGAGAUCUAGGGUUUCAAAUAUGCUCAGAAGAGGAGCUGAGAUGGGUAUGAGCGUUUGUCGAACUUGGGCUUUCAAUGAUGGAGAUGGCCCCAAUUCUCUUCAGAUAUCACCUGGAGUCUUCAAUGAAAGAGUGUUUCAGGGCUUAGACUAUGUGAUAGUUGAAGCUAGGAGGCACCAAGUCAGAUUGAUCCUCAGUCUAGUCAAUAAUCUGAAUGCCUACGGUGGUAAAGCACAGUAUGUGAGGUGGGCACAAGAAGCUGGAAUCAAUGUCUCUUCCUCAACUGAUUCGUUUUUUUCACACCCAACCAUAAAAGAUUACUACAAAGCUUACAUCAAGGCUGUUGUGACAAGAAAGAAUUCCUUGAGUGGAGUUAAAUAUUCUGAGGAACCAGCUAUAUUUGCAUGGGAGCUCAUGAAUGAGCCUCGGUGUGCAUCAAGUUCUUCUGCUCCUAUUCUGCAGGCUUGGAUCACAGAAAUGGCUGCAUUUAUCAAGAGUUUGGACCAAAAGCACCUUGUCACUGUUGGGCUUGAGGGAUUUUAUGGUCUGAAAACGACUGAAAGAUCUGGAGUGAAUCCUGGGGAUUGGGCAUCUAAGCUUGGAUCAGACUUUAUACAAAACUCAGCAAUUGAUGAUAUUGAUUUUGCUUCAGUUCAUGCAUAUCCUGACAGCUGGCUCCCAGAUGCUGAUUUGGAAGAGAAAGCAAAUUUUCUUUCACAUUGGGUGGAUUCUCACAUAAGUGAUGGGGAAUAUGUCCUGAAGAAACCAGUUCUUUUCACAGAAGUUGGCUCCAUUAUGCAUAGGAAGAAACAAGGAUUAUAUGAUACAGAUACUUUCUUGAAGACAGUUUACGAUAAAAUUUAUGAGUCUGCAAAGAAGAGGCAAGCAGGAGCAGGAGCCUUGAUCUGGCAGUUACUAGUUGAAGGGAUGGAGGAAUAUAGCGACCAAUUUUCCAUUGUUGCAUGGGAUUAUCCCUCCACCCAUGAACUGAUAAUAGAACAGUCAUGUAGGCUUCGGAGCGUUUUUGCAGAAGGCCAAGUGGAAAGGAAACUUCAACAUGGUGAUCUCUGCUUUGGUAAAGUAUUUAACAACAGCAAUGAGUAAGCUGGAAAAAAAAGAAAAAAAAAAAAAAAAAGAGAGAAAAAGGUGCGCUCCACCCAUUUGGAAAGCUCUUUAUGAUUUUUGAUCAAGAAGGUUGAUGGGUAAAUUCUUGAUUGAAUGAACGAGAAAAACAAGGAAGAAACACCGGCAAGAAUUGUUCAUUUGAGGUUUGGGUUUUCGAUAUCACUUAAAGAUCUGUAUAGUUUAUAUAGUGAUACUGACAUGCAUAAUGUUAUCACCCCUAAAUAGAAAGGUUAUGAACCUCUGGCAAAGGCUUGUUGAUGCUGUAACAGAGGAAAUAUGGUGUAAGUUACUUGGGAUUUGUUGUGUUGGUCUUUUGUAUAAAAUAAAUCUGUCUAUUUACUGUGUUA
This is a messenger RNA of Vitis riparia (riverbank grape), 1893 nucleotides long. RefSeq names its product mannan endo-1,4-beta-mannosidase 6-like. Gene Ontology annotation, molecular function: hydrolase activity, hydrolyzing O-glycosyl compounds. NCBI's taxonomy places the organism in Eukaryota, Viridiplantae, Streptophyta, Magnoliopsida, Vitales, Vitaceae. The record is from RefSeq and is a predicted model, not a curated record. The coding region runs from base 176 to 1525 and encodes 449 amino acids. The transcript is spliced from 5 exons.